GCGGCACCGCACACACAGACACAGGGGCUAGGCGAGAAAGCAGCAAGAGAGAGGAAAAAAAAUAAUAAUCCCCACCGCGAUCGGCACCGCCGUAAAAGCAGAGCGAUGAUGAUCGUACUCGUAGCAAUAACAGAAGAAAAGACCUUUGACAGAGAAGAGAGAAAUCUAAAAUCUUUAAAUUAAAAAAAAAAAAAAGAAAAAAAAAGGAAAUACCAGGGACAUCGGGGAAUGAAAGUUUUGGGUAGCUAAGCUGCUCUCUGCCUUUUUUUUUUCUUUUUUUAUAUGUAUAUGAAAUCUUUUUGCGGGUAGUUUUUUUUUUUUUUUUUUUAAUUUCGCGGUUUUCUGCCUUUUCCUUGCAUCCAAAGAGGGCAUGCCCACCGGCUGUUCCAGCAGCAUCUACCCUCCAACUCCCACCAGGAAGACAAACCGAGGACAAUCUUGAAAUACAAAAAUUUCCUCCUUGGAAUUUGCUGCUGCUACUGCUGCUGUCUCCGCCGCCACUGCUGCUGCCGCGGUGCAGUGCCAAGACUCUCGGAAUAAAUAAAAGAGGGCUACAGUGUGUGUCUCUAGCUACAGCCGGCUAAUAGCUAUUUUAGUUGGCCGGCACAUCUCGAAGAUCACAGAUGAAGCGGGGACGCCUGUCUUCUUCGUUGGCUCAGCGUGUGAAACAAUAAUCCCCGUAACAAAAAGGAGGGAGAUGGGGGAGAAAAAAAAUCCUAACAUGAAUCAGAAGAAAUAGUAUCUAGCACCCCCCAGCCCCCCCAAACCAACCUCUCCCCCUCCCCUUCCCCCGAUCCCCCUCUCUCUCGCUCUCUCUGCACACGCUUGCAGGCGCGGGCACGCGCGCGCACGCACAGACACACAGACGCGCGCACCCAGACACACAGACACGCACACACACUGUACUGUGUAUUUUCGGAGGAGGAGGUGGCUUUUGGAAGAGGAGGCAGCGGUGGUGUCGGGGAGGGGGGAAUCUCUUUCCCCGUCUGGAGAUGGUUGUGCUAUUCCUCUUUGCCUCGCUCUGGAUGCUGGAGGGGGCUUUUUGCCAGCUCCAUUACACGGUGCAGGAAGAGCAGGAGCAUGGCACGUUCGUGGGGAAUAUCGCCGAGGACCUGGGCUUGGACAUUACAAAACUUUCGGCUCGGCGCUUCCAGACGGCGCCCAACUCCCGCAGCCCUUACCUGGAGCUUAACCUAGAGACCGGCGUGCUCUACGUGAACGAGAAAAUUGACCGCGAGCAGAUCUGCAAGCAGAGCCCCUCCUGCCUGCUGCACCUGGAGGUCUUCCUGGAGAACCCCCUGGAGCUGUUCCGCGUGGAGAUCGAGGUGCUGGACAUCAACGACAACCCGCCCUCCUUCCCGGAGCCCGACCUGACCGUGGAGAUCUCGGAGAGCGCCACGCCGGGCACCCGCUUCCCGCUGGAGAGCGCCUUCGACCCCGACGUGGGCACCAACUCGCUGCGCACCUACGAGAUCACCCCCAACAGCUACUUCUCCCUCGACGUGCAGACCCAGGGCGACGGGAACCGCUUCG
This is a messenger RNA of Zonotrichia albicollis (white-throated sparrow), 1533 nucleotides long. The record is from RefSeq and is a predicted model, not a curated record. NCBI's taxonomy places the organism in Eukaryota, Metazoa, Chordata, Aves, Passeriformes, Passerellidae.